Messenger RNA from Hyla sarda, 1423 nucleotides. It is a transcript of the gene RFXAP, whose product is annotated as regulatory factor X associated protein. The record is from RefSeq and is a predicted model, not a curated record. The transcript is spliced from 3 exons. Gene Ontology annotation, cellular component: nucleus. The coding region runs from base 60 to 689 and encodes 209 amino acids. Gene Ontology annotation, biological process: regulation of transcription by RNA polymerase II. NCBI's taxonomy places the organism in Eukaryota, Metazoa, Chordata, Amphibia, Anura, Hylidae.
UGGCAGCCGGAAGUAAACAAAGCGGUUCCGCGCUAAGGUUGACAGUAGCCGGUGGUAAUAUGGAGGAGCAGCCGUCCGCGUCCCGGGAAGAGGAUGACGAAGACCAGGAGCAGGCGGACCGAGAGGGCGGCAGUGGGUACGGCCAGUAUGGGGCGGAUGGAGACACCCGGGUGCUGUAUUACACCAUGCUGCCCGCAGAACCGGAGGACGAGAGCGGGGAAGCACUGGACACCUCCGACCCCCGGGACAGCACGGCCAGCCCUGAGGAGCUGGAGGACGACGACAACUCUGGGGACAAUGACACAGUGGUGACCAAGACGUGCACCUACCAGGGCUGCCUGGAGACCACCAGUCAGGUGGCCAAACAGCGCAAACCCUGGAUGUGUAAGAAGCACCGCAACAAGAUGUACAAGGACAAAUACAAGAACAAGAAGAAGAGCGACCAGGCCAUGUCCUGUGCCAGCAAGCUGGAGGAAACUGCAGAUUGUUCUGUGUCUCUUACGAAACAAAGGAGUGGAUCAGUCGGUGAUCGUCCCCCUCGUCCUACAUUACUAGAACAAGUACUAAACCAAAAAAGACUGUCUCUUCUGAGGAGUCCCGAAGUGGUCAAGUUUCUCCAGACUCAGCAGCAGCUUCUCAGUCGCCAGGCGUUCGAGCAGCGGCAGUCAUUUCAAGGAGCUUCACUAUGACGCGAUUCCUUUGUAGGAUGAACUAGCUAUAGACUCUGCGUGCUGACCUCCAUUUUUUAUAUACAUAUAUUUAUUUAAUGACGAAACUAAUGGAGAGGCCUGGAGUUCUUAGAACUACUUACAUGCAAGAUGGGAAAUGAAGCAAGAUGCGUAUCACGUACAAGAAGUCUUUUAUUGUGCACUAUGUGUUUUUACCACCCGUAAUAUCUAUAGCCUAACGUUCAUUGUCCUCCACAGGAUGACGGAGAGAAAUAUUUAUAUCAUCUACGUAAUAUGGGAUGUUCUUUUCAGGUUCUUUCCAGGAUCUGAAAGAAAAGCUUUUGCAAAACUACAACUCCCAGCAUGCCCGGACAGCCAACGGCUGUCCGGGCAUGCUGGGAGUUGUAGUUUUGCAACAGUUGGAGGCAAUCUGGUUCAGAAACACUGCUCUAUAUAGUCAUUUAACCCUGUGCUGUCCAAACCUGUUAGAUUCUGUUUGGCAGAAAACAGUCAUGUGUAUGUAUAGAGCAGUGUUUCCCAUCCAGGGUGCCUCCAGAUGUUGCAAAACUACAACUCCCAGCAUCUGUCCAGGCAUUCUGGGAGUUGUAGUUUUAGAACACCUGGAGGCACCCUGGUUGGGAAACACUGGUGAAUAGACCGUUGUUCGGCAUCCGCUUUUAUUGUUGUCCACUAGAGAUGAGCGAACUUACAGUAAAUUCGAUUCGUCACGAACUUCUCGGCUCGGCAGUUGAUGA